This is a messenger RNA of Paramuricea clavata, 3652 nucleotides long. Lineage: Eukaryota; Metazoa; Cnidaria; Anthozoa; Malacalcyonacea; Plexauridae. The record is from the annotation of a GenBank genome assembly.
CAGGCGUAGAUUGGUAUUUUGCUAUAGUAUAGCCUUAGAAACUUGUUUUUGAAGAGUUCCUUUAUAUGGAAAGGUUAUUCAAGCACAUUUUCCUUUGGCGUGAGUAUCCAUGUCUCAUUAUCAAUAUUCACUUCAGUAAUACAAAAUGUCGCGGCUCGAUUAGCAAACUGCCCAUAUUCGCUUAUAUUAUCGGCAGGGGUCUAUUACCACAAGCCCUCUUACUUAAACCAAACUAAUUAUCGGGCAAGGCUCGUUUUAAAAAUUUAACUAAAUCAUAUUUGUUGAUGGGAAAACCUACAACUAAUCCUGCCGGAAAGUUUGGCGAAUUUGCAUUAUGACACCAGGAAACACGUUUGACGGUACAGGGAAAUCCCUCUUUGGAUACAUACGCCUACUUUGAUGUCAUAACGGCCGUCAGCUGGCAAAUAUUCUAUACAACUGGUCGUAGAGAAAAGUCAUUAGUUUUGAAGCGAAGGCAGUUGGCUGCAGUAAUUUGUAUUCAUUAUUAAUUAUUAGCGGGUUUUGACAGUGGGAAAAAAGCAUGUUCAUCAAGUUUUAAACACUAGCUCGCGUAUAGCGGUGUUUGGAGAGUCUGUAUACAAUAAAUAAACGAAGGAUAAAGGCAGUAUUACGUUGGAAGACGACGAACUGAGAUACGUUUAAAUACUCAGACAGAAGUAGGCGAGGAAUUGUAAAGAUAAUUGCGAAGAACACUGGUUCUACCAUAAAGGGAGAGCGAUCUCUUGUCGGCAAACGUUGAGGGUUGUAUAAAAAACUGUUCGCGAUAAUUCCCAGAGAUUCGCGGUUUUAUUAGGAAGAAGUAGGCGAGGAAUUGUAAAGAUAAUUGUGUGAAAAGUCGCUCGAUCCUUAUAAAGGGACAUUUCAAUUUGGCACGUUUGAAGAUUUCGGUCGAGACGUAUAAUUUGCGUGGGAUAUAGAGUCUGGUUACUCCCCAUGCAUGUCAGUACUUAAAUUUUCAGAGAUACUCAGAAUUUGGCAUUGAUAAACAGCUGAGAAAGAAACGGCUGAACUAUACAUUUCAGUGAAGAAUACAUUCGAAUAUUGAAGGAGCAUUGAAGUGAUAGCCAAACAGAAACUCAUCGAAUCUGAAACAGUGCUAUUAGCGAAAGAACGAAACAUUAUUGGACAGUUCGCAGUUCACGUCAUCGGUCGAAGUACAUCGAAGAUUUUUGUUACUGUUGAAAUUGAACCGUGAAAGCGAGAGGAUUUGUACUUGUAGACACUUAUUUGUUGUUGUUGCACAAGACCGGAAUUUUCUUCUGGGAAGUAACAUAGGAAUUUUCCGUCUGCAUUUAUUCGAAAGCAUUUGAAAGUUGAAUAGAUUUGGAAACGGAUUAGUUCAACCGCUAACAAGUAAUAUAAGACUUGGCUUGAAUAUCGGAGACGUACUUAAAAGAAUCUUCAAACCCAAAACAUUCAAAAUGGACUUCAAUGGUAAAAUAGAAAUAUUCAAAGAAGGCUCCGUUGUCUCGCUUGGACAAAACAUGUUCAGUUUACCAAAAUUACUGUGGUUUUCAUUGCGUUCGACUGGCUUGUUUUAUUCAACACGAGAACGAGGCGAAGAGAAAAUGCGUUAUCCAGAAAGCAUGAUCGAGUUCGACUCAAUGUUCGUCCGAGUCGAGAAAUUGGACGACGAGAACUCGAGAUUUACUUACAAGAAUGAUAAAAUUGAUGUGUACUGUUUGCGAGUUGGAGACAAACGCAAAUGUAGGAUGCUGUGCUUUACGAGUUGGGAGGAACGAGAUUUCUGGGUUAUCGCCAUCCUAACGGCAAUCGCACAGUACAAGAUCUUGGGAACUCCGAAUCCACAAUCUGAAUUAUGCGGUAAGAUACGUUACGGCACGGCUGUCUCGACACUUCGGGCGACUCGUACGGGGAAAAGUGGAUCCACCAGCAGCGCAAGAUUGGCGAGAAAUAGUCUUCGGAGAUCGUUUCGAAAGAAAUUCGGAUCGCUACGAUCGCGAAAGUCCGUGCGCGACUCAAGGGGUGAUUUGAACGAAAACGUAUACAGCUCCUCCACGUCUGAUGUGUUUAGCGAUGCAAACACGGAGAACUAUAAACCGGUUUCACCGAGUGGUAAAAUCGAGGACGCUGGAAGUUCGAAAGGAUUUUUCAAAUCUGGAUGGGACGUGAUACGAAGACGACCAUCCCAGUUGAGUCGAACUGGCAGUUUGAAAAUGUGAGUCGUGUUGUCUGUUAUGAACACAUGACGUUUUUGACAGUUUUAAGCUAUCGUCAAAGCUGAGGGAACUUAAAUGAGAUACAUCGAAUCCGUAGACACGGUUAAAGACUAAAGGAACAUUGGUUUUUUGGCCCCCAAAAGACUAAUUCGGACUGAUAUAACACUAAUAGACAUUAAUUGGACAUAAUUUUGAACUUUGAAAGUUUUGUACGUCAAACCGAAAGGAACUGAAUUGUAAUACAUUGAAUUGUUAAAGUAUAAAAAAAGCUCGGGCUUUUUGGGGCCCAGAACUUUUUCUGACCGAUAUAACAAAGACUAGACAUUUAUAACAUAAGUUAUAACCCUGUAGGAGCUAAUUUCGGACUACAGUUCAAAACAUUUUGCUAUCCCUGAAAUUUGUGAAGUUCCGACGUAUAGGGAAAUGGGAAUAGUUGAGAAACGUGGCCAUAUAUGCAAAGCCGUUUUCCGGACCGAUAUUGUACGACUAGACAUCGACAUAAAUUAGUGCAAGAUGUUUCUUUGGGCAAAGUAACGUGUUGUUUGGAAACUGAAACAAAUUCAAAAGCAUUGAAGAACUUUGUAAAUAAAAUGUACAAACUUGCGGAUUUAGAAACGUUUAAGUUUCACUUUCGCUUUGAAACAAAAUUUCAAUAUGAUUUCCUGUUUUUCACACUAAGUUUAUAAAGGGACACUUCAAAAGGGGCAGUUCUAUGUCCCAAAUUGAACAAGUUUUGAAAACAUAACCAAUUUAGGAAACUAUAUAGAAAGGUUUUUAUAGGCGUUCUCGAAGUCUAGAUACAAUAUCUACAACAAUUAUAUAAUCAGAUUGUAAGAUUAAUGAUGUAACAUUAUUUUCGUUGUAUCAGUACAAUUAAAUUGUACUAUAUUUUCCAUUUCAAAAUUUACGCGAAGAUAAAACAUAGUUUACGAAUCCCCAAAGGUCACAGGCAGAUAUACCAUAUAGAAUAAAGCUUAAUGGAAAAGCUGUUUUCUAUAUAAUGUAUUUUGAACUAAGCAAAAACCGUAGUGUAAGACAAAUGUAUAGAUUCCUUAAUAUAAUAGCUUUAUUUAAUUAAAUAGAUAUUUAUAUUGUUGUAAUAAUAAAUAAUAUUAAUUUGACACGCUUGAAAGCAAGAGUUUCUCUAAGCAUAUUUUUGUGUAAAUAUAUUUCUCAUGUUAAAAUUAUUAUCGUAAAAAUAAUAAAAAAUUUGGAUGAAAAUUCAAAUUGUCUGAUCGUGGCUUUGUUUUGUCUGAGCAUGGAUAGUCUGAGAUAAGGCUUAUGGUAUAAGUUAUUUUAGUGUAUAUUUUAUUAAUAUUUGAUAUCUUUCGUUCUUCAAGGUCAAAAUAUGAUUUAGUAGACAGAUAUUUCUUUAGAAAAUAUAAAUUUAAGUUGUGUUUUUCAUCUCCUAUCUUCUUCUUAUUUAGCAAUUCCGAAGUUGACGAAGGGAC